AUGAAAGAAGUCAAGUUAGAGAUAAAUGUGGACAAAAUACUAAAAGCAUGCAAGGCCAUCAACACAGAGGGGUCAAAUGUGCACCUCAGCAAAAACACUCCAAAAGAGCACUUGUCUAUGCUAGAGGAGAUGUUCAAAGACGAUAAUCUGAAAAUAGAAAGUGCGCACAAUGAUAAAGAGAAGGAAUGCAUCCUAAAAAUAGUCAAGAGCAGAGCCUCUCAGCACUUUGCAUACAACGCUAAUGGCGCAAAGCACAUGUCUGAGCUACACGAUGCAUUAAUGGGCAAAGAAGGCGUGGACUUUCAAACUGCAUUCAUUUCCGUGCUUGAGGAGCUCAUAAAACCAAAUACGCUUAUAUACAGCCCAGCGCACGGAAUAAAGAGACGGGUUGACAGAAAUGAGCCGCUAGAAAAUAUAACCCUGUCCGACGGAACUGUUGAUCCAAGCCCUAGAGCAUGCACACUGGAGAUAGACGAUGCAAGGUUUUUAGGCCUGGAAAGCCUCCUCCAGUUUACUGAAGAGGGUCUGGACAGAAAAAACUUCUCUGCUGUCUCUUGUCUGCCAGAGUCAAAAGACAUAGUAUCAAACAUCCAUUGCAUCGAGGAAUACUAUAAUCUGCCCAGCCUGUACACUAAGGAAUAUAAAGACACUGGCAUUCCAUUGGUAGACUACGGGCUGAAGAUCAUCCACGAAAAAUACGAUGCAAUUAAAAAGCUGAAUAAGGAGAUCGGAGAGACAGAAGCCAACAGUGAUAAAAAUCAAAAAGAAAAGAUUAAUGAAAACAUUGAGACUCUGUUUGGUUCUGGCGGCUUAGAUGUAGUUGUUUCUGUCCUUGACAGUCUAGAAGAAAUCAAGCAUGAGAAGAUUAUGCACAGCAAAACAAUCAAAGCAAUAGAGUGCAUGGCAAGCAACGGCAUAUUCUUGGAUGAAACAGACGGAAAAAACAGACUGCAGAUGACCAAUAACUUAAAUUAUUUCUACAAAAAAUACAUAGACAGCACAGGCUUAGUUGAGAAGUUAAACAAGAAAAUAAUUGCAAUGGAUAGCAAAAUAAAAGAUGAAAAAGUAUCUCUUGAUGCAGAAAAAGCAAAAUACAAAGAAGUAGAAGCACACUUAAAAGCACUGGAAGGCGCAGAAAACUCUGACUCACAGGAAUACGAGCAAGAAAUAAGGGUGAAGAAUGGUGAGAUGGAAACAAUAAGACGCACUGUUAACAAUCUAGAGCAUGAAAUCUAUUUGCUAGAAUGUGAAAGAGAAAAAGAAAAUAUGGACCAUAAAAACAUUGAAUUGGUUCUACUUAGCCUAGAUCUACUAUCUCGUAUGAGCUUAAACCAAAAGAAGUAUUUCGUGAAGAAGAUAGAAAAACAUGCCAAAAUGCUGGGUGUAGAGGUGGAAACAGUGGGGCCUUCUAUACACGAAGAAGAAGAGAUAUCUGGUGAAAAAUACCCCUUUCUAACAGAAACAACUAGAACAAAGAUAAUUAAAGCAUUUAUGUUUAUAUAUGCUUUUAUAAUAAUAACAAUACUGCUUAUUCAUACAAAGAAUGAUCUGAUAGAAUAUUUCAAUAGCUGA
Nematocida minor is the source of this 1572-nucleotide messenger RNA. RefSeq lists its product as uncharacterized. NCBI's taxonomy places the organism in Eukaryota, Fungi, Microsporidia. The transcript has a single exon. The coding region runs from base 1 to 1572 and encodes 523 amino acids. The record is from RefSeq and is a predicted model, not a curated record.